Molecule: messenger RNA, 979 nt
Organism: Perca fluviatilis (European perch)
Lineage: Eukaryota; Metazoa; Chordata; Actinopteri; Perciformes; Percidae
Product: cytochrome c oxidase subunit 4 isoform 2, mitochondrial
Exons: 5
Coding region: 151-675 (174 amino acids)
Biological process (GO): mitochondrial electron transport, cytochrome c to oxygen
Source: RefSeq, a predicted model, not a curated record
CCGCCCACCAGUUGGUUCCUGCUUAGUAUUAUGUGGUGAUAAGAGGAGAGACAAAACGGGAAAGACGGCCUAAACAGCCCUUUUAUCUCAAGAUUAGUUAUUUUGCCGUUGCAUCUCCUAACCCUGCAGUUUCACUCUCUUACGACUACCAUGCUCCGUCUGACUGCAGGGCGCGUGGGAAGUCUGGUUGCCAGACGUGCAACCGUGGCCUUGACUACCAACAGCGCGAGGAUGGCGAGUCACGAGGUGGCACAGGCAGUGGACAUGUCUCAGCCAAUGUACGUGGACCGCCUGGACACCCCUCUGCCCGACAAACCCUACACCGACGUCCUGACUGCUGCCGACAAGAGCCUGAAACAGAAGGAGAAAGGACCCUGGAGCCAGCUGAGCCAAGAGGAGAAGCUCGCCUUGUACCGGCUCGCGUUCCAUCAGACCUACCCGGAGAUGAAGCGGCCGUCAGCAGAGUGGAAGACUGUCUUGGGCGGUAUGUUCAUCUUCUUGGGCUUCACUGGCCUGCUGGUCUGGUGGCAGGCAUCCUACGUCUACCCUCCACGUCCCAGGACCUUUGACGAGGAGUGGCAGGCCAAACAGCUACAGAGGAUGUUGGACAUGAAGGUCAACCCCAUCGAGGGCUUCUCAGCCAAGUGGGACUAUGAGAAGGGCCAGUGGAAGUAAAGGGACCACUGGACUGUGGCUGAGGUGGCACAGGGUCCCGAGCUGUCCCCUCAGAGCGUGGAUUUGUUCCACUCUGUGAAGCUGCUGUCAAAGUCAGUCGCAUAUUUGAAUGUUGCGUUCUCAAAAACUGUCAAAAACCACUAGAAGGAUGGAGCUUUAUCCACUGUCAACAUCUCUGGGGCCAUUUGACUCUGUGCCACCUCUGGCUCUCAGCCAGGGGCCUCCUCUCCAACCACUUCUGUCAUGGUGAGACCUGUGUCCGUCCUGUUGUAACCUUAUCAUAAUAAAGUUUUUCCUAACGCAA